AUGAUGCCUGGUCCGAUUCCUUCUUUUCCCAAUCCCUCUCCACCCUCUCCCACUUCCUUUCCCUCUUCCCCCCUCUCCCUCCUCCGUUCCCCCACUGGCAACAGCACAGGGUUCCUGAUAGGCUUCACACGCCAGCUCAAGAUGAUGUUUGAUCCGAUUCGAAUCGGUGCUGCCAUCGUCUUUGUCAUCUCACUCGUCCUCACACUCGUUGCUGCUCUUUAUGUUCAAGACGCUCUCCUCACGCUCCUCUGCAUCGUCGUGCAAGCAUGUUCCCUCAUAUGGUACUCGUUAAGCUACAUCCCCUUGGCGCAAUCGUCGGCUAAAAGGUGCAUGCGCAUGUGCUACGAGGCGGAGUUUUGA
Molecule: messenger RNA, 360 nt
Organism: Closterium sp. Naga37s-1
Lineage: Eukaryota; Viridiplantae; Streptophyta; Zygnematophyceae; Desmidiales; Closteriaceae
Source: the annotation of a GenBank genome assembly